This is a messenger RNA of Caenorhabditis auriculariae, 2667 nucleotides long. NCBI's taxonomy places the organism in Eukaryota, Metazoa, Nematoda, Chromadorea, Rhabditida, Rhabditidae. The record is from the annotation of a GenBank genome assembly.
AUGACUGCGAAAACGAAAGUCGCCCUACAAUCCGAAGGCGUCCUCAUCCUACCCUUCGGUCCACUCUUAUCGAUAAAGUGGAUAGUUCACGGGAUAUUCUCAUGAACUCUUAUCACUGUGCUAACCACAAAACCCCGCCUCUCGCUGCCUUUCUCUUUGUUGCAUUUCUGUUCUGCCAUUCCCUACCAUCAAGUCCGAAUUUAUCCUCUGAAGGAUUUGAAACACAAACAUUACUUCCUACUCUUUUGUAUGAUAGUAGAUACUGAGUCUUCUAAAAGACCCACAUACUAUUUUUCAUGAGAACCUAUCCCACAGCUCAAAACCUUUGUAGGCGGUUAACAUGAUUUUCACUGAAAAAAAAACUUUUCUGGUUCAAAUCAGAAUUUUUUCAUUGAUUUUCCCCCGAAAAACUGUAGCCGUUAAAAAAAUGUAUUGUCCACUCAUAGAAUCUAAAAAUUAUUAGAAACUAGAGUUGUCAAUUUUGAACUCAUUACUCAUUACAAAGAAUGUUCUAGUUAACCAUAAUUAUUAUUGUCACGCAAACUAUCAAAAUAAAAAAAUUAACGUGUUUCUACUUUUCAGGCAUAACCUCUGCUUGGUGAGAAAAAUGUCGUCGGUUUCGAAGCCUCCGGUGAGCGUCGCAGUCCAAAAGUCCUCGUUCUACACUUUUUUGGUCAACCUGAUAUGCGUACCAGCUAUUUGCAGGUUCUUUUCCAAAAAAAUGAAGUUUCGAAAAAUACAACAUUCUUCAGAUUCCUGGGAGCUUUUUUCGCGAAUGCAAGCGAACGACUCGACCUAGACGUCGAGCCAGUCAAGUUUCGCAAAACAUUCGGAAAGAAGAACGAGAACAACAAUGAGUCAGUUUUUGAGGACUUUUUUGGAUCAUUUCGAGUUUACAGAUACCCUCAGUCAACGGUGAUGCGUAUUCACAAGCCGUUCCACUUUUGCUGGGUGAUGCUACUCGAUCCGAAGAUUGGUCUCGGCGAGUCUUAUAUGGCCGGCGACUGGAGCGUCACGCCCAACCCCACAGAGUUCUUGCGUCUACUCAUUCGUGCCAAAAGUCAGUCCAGUGAAAUGUUCUCAUUUCAAUUCCCAUCUCAGAACAAACGACGAAUGCCAGAGCCGAGAGAUCUGGACCAAGAGAAAAAAGUUUGAGCACAAAACUAGCCUUGGUUCUGCUGGAAGCGCUGCGUGGUGCGGUUAAAGUUAUUUACUACGCUCAACACUGGCUCCACGAGAAUACCGUCAUACAGAGCACCAAGAAUAUUCAAGGUUACUGAUAAAAGAAAACCAUGUUUCAUCUUUACUGUUCAAGCUCAUUAUGAUCUGGGUAACGACAUGUUCAAGUUGUUUCUCGACAAAACGAUGACCUAUUCGUGUGGAAUUUUUGAAGGCGAGUUGAUUUUUUUUCGUUUUUAGACCUAUUUACAUACAUAGUCAUUGAUGUCAGACACAAGAGGAAGGAAUUGGUUUUGUAUUUUUUACAAUUUUUAAAUAGUUCAUUCGCCGAAUUUGUUUGCAAAAAAAUAGUUUUUUUAUUUGUUUUCUAGCGGUGAAUUUAUAUUAAUUUAUUGCCCAAAAAGCAUUAUUAUCUAAUUCAAUCUUCUGUGUUUCUUUGAAUUGAGAAAAUCUCAGAUUCUGACGUGAACAUGCCAGUGAAAGGCGUCGAUUUCGACAAAUUGGAGGAAGCUCAGAAAAGAAAAAUCGAUACAUUGUUAGACCAACUUGAGCUUGGACCUGACGACCAUGUUCUGGAAAUUGGAUGCGGAUGGGGAGCAGCUGCCAUUCGCGGCGUUCAAGUGAGAAACUUGAAUUUUUUAAAUGUCCUAUCUGUAACUGAAUGCAAACGCUUUGAUUUCUCAGCGCUCUGGCUGCAAAUGGACAGGAAUCACGAUUUCUCGCGAGCAACUUGACUGGGCAAGAGGGAAAGUAGCAGAGGCAGGCUUGGAAAGUCGCAUCAAUCUGGAAUUCCAAGACUAUCGGUAAAUUGCUUCUUUAAAAGGGAAUCAAUACAAACUGAAAUUGCUAUAGAUUGGUGCAAGGAACGUUCACCCGAAUCGUUUCAAUCGAAAUGAUAGAGGCCGUAGGCGAGAAGUUCCUCCCGCAAUACUUCCAAAUAAUAAACGACCGACUAACCGACAACGGAAUAGCCGCCAUACAGGUCCGCAUUUCGGCCGCACAGCCUCAUCCUUCCCAAAUUCAGGCUAUCAUUUGUCCUGACGCCUAUUAUGACCGUUAUCGUAGCUCCUCAGACUUCAUCAAAAAAUAUAUAUUCCCAGGAGGACACUUGCCAUCUUUGGGUUCACUUCUGUGGUUUUUUAUCUUUUCAAAUAUUUUUUCAAGGUGCUAUCGAGGAAAGUGUUCCGCCGACUUUGAAGCCAGCGAAAAUUGCUUCAUAUGCACAUCACUACUCUACUACACUACAACAUUGGUACUGGUGAGUUUUAAGCGAGACCCAGAACUGAAUUCGUAUUCUCUGAACUGUUAAGGGCUUGGAUGGACGCCGAGAAGAAAAUUGAGGAGUUCAACUACCCUUCGGACUUCCACCGACGAUGGCAGUUCUACUUCUGUCUUUGCGCCGCCCUUUUCAGUAGCGAACACAUCGACGUCGUUCAGAUCUGCUUCCACAAAGGCGGCUCUGCCAAGUCCAUCAACCUAGUCAAUUGA